Paralichthys olivaceus (Japanese flounder) is the source of this 1441-nucleotide messenger RNA. It is a transcript of the gene tmem231, whose product is annotated as transmembrane protein 231. Gene Ontology annotation, cellular component: ciliary membrane; ciliary transition zone. Gene Ontology annotation, biological process: cilium assembly; regulation of protein localization. Lineage: Eukaryota; Metazoa; Chordata; Actinopteri; Pleuronectiformes; Paralichthyidae. The record is from RefSeq and is a predicted model, not a curated record.
GACCAAACUCCCUGAAUCCUAGGUUCCUUGAACGCAGCACGUCCGUCUCUCCAUGGCAACCGAGAGACGCUGAACGCAACUCAACAUGGCGGCGCUUGGUGCUAGGGGGCUAAUGCUAGCAGCAUGUUAGCGCGCUAGCUCUGUGUGCGGGGAUCGAACGUCGGACUCGAACAGGUGGAUGUUAGUGAACGACGCUCGGUUUGUUGUGUUUGCUCUGGUUUCUCCUCCACACUCUCAGUUAGCACAGGUGCUAGCUGUGCUAGCCGGGUCGUUAGCUAGCUCGCCGGCUGACACCGUUGUCUCCACCGUCGCUCAUGGCUUUCUACGAGGUUUAUUCUCAUCCGGCUUUGAUUCGGUACAAGACGAGUGUCUGUACCAAAGCCUCCCUCUUCCUCCUCGUGGUUCUGGGCCUCACCUACAUCGCUCCUCUGCUGGUUGCUUACAGGAGCCAAGGGUUCUGGAUUAAAAUGAGCAGCUAUGAGGAACAGCCGGUUGUUCGGUACCAGUACCAGGCUCUGCUGGUGGCGGCUACCGGUCCUCAGGGAGACUACGUGGCCUGGAGCACCUUCCCCCACCUGAACAACAUGCUGGGGACCAACCUCCGGAUCCCUGGCGUCUCUGUGAGAGAGGAGGACACAAACCAGGACGGGAAGUUUGACCUCCUGACCUUUAAACUGCAGCUGCCCCUGAAAGCAGAGGAGCAGGUGCACAGUGUCCAGCUGCUGCUCACCUUCAGCUACCAGCUCUUUCGGAUGUCCACGGUGGUGAUGCAGAGCCUGGUCUAUGUGCAGCACUCGUCCUCUGUCCCUGGAGCGAAGCUGUUCAUCAGCGGAGACCUGAGGCUGCAGCAGAGGACGCCCCUGCCUCACCGAGGACUGUACAACAUUUACAAUGUGUCCGUGAUCGACGGCUCCAGCCCCUUUGCGAGCGCGUAUGACCUCGAUGACAUCAUCAGGAGAUACCAGCAGAGAAACUUGACCACGGUGCUGUCCUGUCCCAUGCCGGUGUGGACGGUGGGACGAGCUGCUGGUUCUCCCUUUGAGCUCAAUGCAGAGAUCCGGUACCCAGUGGAAGUCAUUAGCUAUCGCCCCGGUUUCUGGGAAACCAUCAAGUUCGCCUGGAUCCAGUACGUCAGCGUCCUCCUCAUCUUUCUGUGGGUCUUUGAACGCAUCCAGAGAUUUGUUUUCCAGAACCAGGUUCUGACCACCGUACCCGUACCAGUGGGAAAACCUCACCUGUCGUGAUUCACUGGCAGUGAUGGGACCUUCAGGUUUCCACGCCGGCCCUCUGCUGCUGAAAACAAACAUUUCUGCUUUCUCUGCUGGUGAAAUGAAUUUUUUAAAUGUAUAUAAAUAGUAUUUUUGUGAUAGCAGUUUUGUUGAUGUGCUUAUUUUUGUACUGUUCCAAAGCUUUAGAUGAAUAAUAAUAAAUGAUGUGCCAC